GCAGUUCCCCUAUGAGCCGUGAUCAAUGCGUGAGCUUAUUCGGUGCCCUCCCUGCUUUGCCACAUGCGGCGUCCGGCUAGGCAAGACUCAUUGAUGCUGAUCGCUCAAACCUGCCCUGGUCGUUCCCGACCACCUCUGUCUCAACUGUUCAGAACCCAGCAUUAGGAAUAGACAGGACCCAAGACAUGACGGAGAUGCGGCUGUUGUCCAAGUUUCAACCGCCUGAUGUCGUCCCAGUCUCCCAGCCAGAGCGCCGCCCCCACCUGGAAACGUCUGCCUGCCUGUUCGCCAGCCCGCCUGCUCUGCUUACCCACCAUCGCGACAUGCACUGCGAGCACACAUGUACAACGCGCUCGAGCUUGGCAUCGAGCGAGUCCAUCUGCGAUGACCAUGCCGAACCUCCCGAGCACGGCCUUUUGUGCCAAUCACGCGACAGGCAAAAGAGGAGGACUCGACGGGAAGCGCUGCAAGCGAUCUCUUCCAUGUUCGCUUUUUCUCAUGCAACUCGACGAAUCCUAGGCGAACCACUUUACUCUGCUGAUCACGCCAAUCCGCCAAAAACGUUCAUGCAUGCAACCAUGUAUUUCCGUAGUUCUGACCGAACUGAACACCUGCCUAUAUUUUUUGUUUAUCCCGCUACUACGAGUAUAACGUGACGAGUUAGGUUAGCGACGGCAAAAUUGAAAGUACA
Aureobasidium pullulans EXF-150 is the source of this 691-nucleotide messenger RNA. RefSeq lists its product as uncharacterized. The transcript has a single exon. NCBI's taxonomy places the organism in Eukaryota, Fungi, Ascomycota, Dothideomycetes, Dothideales, Saccotheciaceae. The record is from RefSeq and is a predicted model, not a curated record. The coding region runs from base 186 to 656 and encodes 156 amino acids.